This is a messenger RNA of Penaeus chinensis, 774 nucleotides long. Its product is annotated as serine/arginine-rich splicing factor 11-like. Lineage: Eukaryota; Metazoa; Arthropoda; Malacostraca; Decapoda; Penaeidae. Bases 1 to 774 code for a protein of 257 amino acids. The transcript is spliced from 2 exons. The record is from RefSeq and is a predicted model, not a curated record.
AUGGAUUUCCGCCAGGUGCCCCAGAGUACGUCCAUCUUCGCUUGCGGCUUCCGGCCCCGCGCCUCGCCGCCUGCGGCAGACGACCGCCGCAGCAGCGCAUCACGCCGAGCCGCGAAGCCAAGCAGGAAGCCGCAAGAUAAGAGCAAGCCGCAGAAGAGACCGAGCCGCACAGCCGGAACGAAGCAAGCCCGCGCCGAGCACGCCGAGCGCCGCGCCAAGACGAGAAAUAAAGGAGAAGAAAGCCGAACAGCGGCGAGCGACGCAGGCGAAGCAACGCAGCCGAAGGUGGAGCAAGCCGAAGCAGAGAAAGCCGCGAGCGCAGCGCAGCAACACGCGAGAGAGGGAAACGCCAGAUCCACAGAAAGCGGAAGCGAACGAAGACCAGACGCGCAAGCAGCAGCCGAGCCCGCAGCACGCAGAGCACGAAGCGCAGCUAGCAGCCGACGCAGAGCCUCGCAGACAUCCUCGAGCCGAAUGAAGAAGCGACCGCCGCCGCCGAGCACCGCCGCAGAGCGAAAGCCGCGCCGCGCCAGCCGAGAAGCGAACGGAAGACGCCGAGAAAGCCGACGAGCCAGCGCAGCCGUCGCAACGACGCCGCAGAGCCCAGCAGCCAAGAGAACGAAGACGAAGCGCAAGACGCGCCGCGCCCGCCGCCUCGCGCCGCCGAGACGAGACCGAAGCCGAAUGUCAAAGCCGGAGCGCGAGAGGCUGAGACUCAGGAGGAGGAGACUUGGUAGGCUGAAGAAGAGACUCAGGAUGGGGAGCAGAGACUAA